Patiria miniata (bat star) is the source of this 1008-nucleotide messenger RNA. Its product is annotated as neuromedin-U receptor 2-like. NCBI's taxonomy places the organism in Eukaryota, Metazoa, Echinodermata, Asteroidea, Valvatida, Asterinidae. The record is from RefSeq and is a predicted model, not a curated record. Gene Ontology annotation, molecular function: G protein-coupled receptor activity. Gene Ontology annotation, biological process: G protein-coupled receptor signaling pathway. Gene Ontology annotation, cellular component: membrane. The coding region runs from base 1 to 1008 and encodes 335 amino acids. The transcript has a single exon.
AUGAAUGGAACUGAUGAACACAAUGACGAACCAACUGAAGACAAGUGGACUUGUCAGAUCAUGGCAGCAGAAGGAGUUGGUGGUGUCGUAGGGAACCUCUUAGUGUGCUACGUCAUCCUACGCGUCAAAUUCUUACACAACAUGACGAACUACCUGCUGGUGAAUUUGGCUGUUGCUGAUAUGCUGCUGUGUCUGCAAGUAUUCUUAAAUGCUCUAACAUCAGACUGUAACCUGAUUGCCUUUGCUCCACUAAGCAACGGCGUGAGAGACUUGUUCUGCCGACUUUUGGAGUCAAGGUUUUUAGCAUGGGCAAUGUCCUGUGCCACUGCCUACAAUCUCUGUGUGGUUACAUUAGAGAGGUACAUUGCCAUAGUACACCCUCUACACUAUGCGCGGAAACUUACAACAGCACGGAUGGUUACUUUAAUUGCCCUAGUGUGGGUGAUAUCAUUUCUGAUACCCUUACCUUUUCUAUUCACAAUCGAACCAAGCAAUGACCCAAAUAAGAUGUGCUCAUUCAAAUAUCCUCACCUUUUACCCCCAGUUCUACUCGGUAUCAUUGGAUUUCUCUUUAUAUAUUUGUUGCCCUUAACACUGAUGAGUGUGGCCUAUUAUAAGAUGCAGGUCACCCUCAAAAGACAAGCCAAAGCCCUGCACCAGCAACAUGCACGGGCAGCAGCCUAUGAUCUUGUGAUUGCUAGACAGAACCUGGUCAGCAUGCUUAAAACUGUCUUGGGAGCUCUCAUUGUCUUAUGGACACUGGAUUAUUUAGCUAUUCUUCUCUGCUUGCAUCGAACAGACAAGGCUCAGUUCUCAUUUUGUGGAUCAAAAGUAUUCAGCUAUAUCAGAAAUUUCUCCAAUUUACUGUACAAUUUAAAUUCAGUCAUCAAUCCAAUCAUCUAUGAGUUUAAAUACAAGAAAUUCAGGCAAGGUUUUAAGGUAGCAUUCUGCAACUGCUUUAAAAAUCAUGGUGGUAACAGUGUUGACGUUGAGAUGGUACCAUUAUGA